Molecule: messenger RNA, 1957 nt
Organism: Lecanosticta acicola
Lineage: Eukaryota; Fungi; Ascomycota; Dothideomycetes; Mycosphaerellales; Mycosphaerellaceae
Source: the annotation of a GenBank genome assembly
AUGUCUAGAGCCCUCACACCGCCGGCGGUCGCCGAGGGGAUGACAGACCCUACCCAGCGCCGAUUCCGUGGCAGCGCAAAGAUAUCCGAGUACGAGAUCAUGAAGGAGAAGCUGGGAGAAGGCACCUUUGGCGUGGUCUCCAAGGCGAAGUCAAAACGCACCGGAGCCAUUGUCGCGCUCAAGAAAAUCCUCAUGCACAAUGAGAAGGAAGGCUUCCCAAUCACCGCGCUGAGAGAGGUCAAGCUGUUGAAGAUGCUGAGCCAUCCGAACAUCUUGCGCCUCGAGGAGAUGGCAGUCGAGAGACAGCAAGGUGCGAAUCGCAGUCUGCGCCGCCAGGCGACCAUCAGCUGCUUCUAUGCUGAUACUGACUCCCAUCCUGCAGUUGACGACAAGGGCAAGAGCGGCAAGAAGCGCGCCACGCUAUACAUGGUCACUCCGUACAUGGACCACGAUCUCAGCGGCAUGCUCACAAAUCCCGACAUCCGAUUCACAGACGCUCAAGUCAAGUGCUAUAUGCUGCAGUUGUUGGAAGGGCUACGCUAUCUUCACGACGUAAGUACAAUCUGUCCCUCGACGAUUGCAACAUUUGCUGAUCGUGUAGUCACACAUUCUUCACCGUGACAUGAAAGCGGCAAAUAUUCUGAUUUCCAACCGUGGCAUCCUGCAAAUCGCCGAUUUUGGUCUGGCCCGAAACUACGACGGAAUUGUCCCACAGCCCGGCAAAGGCAACGGUGAAGCAGUCAGAGACUACACCAGCCUUGUCGUCACCCGAUGGUAUCGGCCGCCGGAGUUGCUCCUCACCCUGAAGCGCUACACUCCAGCUAUAGACAUGUGGGGCGUAGGUUGCGUCUUCGGGGAGAUGUUCGAGAACAAGCCAAUUCUCGAAGGCCGCUCCGACGUCGAACAGUGCGUCAGGAUCUUCAACCUUCUGGGCAACCCGACGGAGCAGAACAUGCCGGGAUGGUCAUCGCUACCAGGAUGCGAAGGUCACAAGGACUGGGAACGCUCAAGCGGCGACAUCGACCAACGCUUUGGCAAGCGGAUGGGUCCAGAAGGUCUGGACUUGCUGAAGAGAUUGCUUUGCCUGGACUGGAGAAGGCGCAUCAACGCUAUAGAUGCGCUACAGCAUCCGUACUUCAAGACCUAUCCAUUGCCGGCGAAACCAGAAGCACUUCCGCAGUACAACGACAGUCACGAACUUGACGCUCGACGCCGCGGCAACCAUGAGAAGCAGCGAGCUCUGCCCCCAGCUCCUGCAGGCGGCACUGUUGGGAUGGGUCCAGAUGAAUGGGCGCCCGGCCCGGGACCCAAUGGCUAUCAGAAUGGGUAUGGCUACGGUGAUAGGCGAGGGUACGGCCGAGACCGCGGUGUCCCGUCUCCAGGCCAUGGGCCACCACGAGGUUAUGACGACCGCCGAGGCCCGCCUGCUCCACCAGUGACUGGCAGGGAACCAGCAUGGCGACAAGCGGAUCGGCGACCUCCUCCGCCCUCAAAUGGGCACGCUCUUCCACCCCGACCCACGGGCGAUCUCCCACUAUCACGAGCUGAAAGGGCUGAUCGAGUUGAUGCUCCAGCUCGUGGGCCUCCCCCUCCACCAGCCGCCAAUCGAUCAAAUGUCGACACGUACAUCCCGUCCUACCAGCGCGGACCUAGCUACGAAGAUCGUGAUGGUCGUCCGCCGCCACCUCCACGCGAUUCGUACGAGCGCGGUAGACGCAGCAGCCAUGAUGACCCUUACUACGACUCGGCGCCUCGAAGGUUUCGCGAGCCGGAUGCUCCGCCACCACGCCAGUAUCAUGAUACAGAUGCACCAGCUGGCCGACCAUCCACUCGAGAAUCGAAUCGCGACCGGCCAGAUUACAGACGAGAUGAUCAGCGCAGGACAAGGAGCAGAAGUCCAGAAAGGACACGCCGGGAGCGAUUACAAGAUCGAGAGCGAGAUCUGUAUCGACGCUAG